GGAAACCUCGGAGCCCCGCGGAGACAGCAGCCGCCUUGUUCCGCAGGCCGGUGGCUUCGCGGCGCCCCCACCCGCUCCGCCCCGCCCCGCGCCCAGCCCCGCGGGGGACCCUCUCCGCCCCGGCUCCGAAAGCGUUAAGCCUGGCGCUCUCUGCGCCCCCCGCUGCUCCCGCCCAAGGUUCCUAAAAAAGAAAGGUGUAAAGUUUGGUCCAGGAUAGAAAAAUGACUGAUCAAAGGCGGGCGAUACUUCCUGUUGCCGGGACGCUAUAUAUAACGCGGGAGUGCGCGGGCUGAGGAGACGCACCGUGGUGCUCGCCCCGCCGCCGCCGCCGCCUCCCAGCGCCUGAGGUUGCCGGGACCGCAAUGAACAAGCUGCUGGGCUGCGCGCUCCUGUUUCUGGAUAUCUCCAUUAAAUGGACCACCCAGGAAACCUUUCCUCCAAAGUACCUUCAUUAUGACCCAGAAACCUCUCGUCAGCUGAUGUGUGACAAAUGUCCUCCUGGCACCUACCUGAAAGAGCACUGUACAGCGAGGUGGAAGACUGUGUGCGCCCCUUGCCCCGACCACUACUACACGGACAGCUGGCACACCAGUGACGAGUGUCUGUACUGCAACCCAGUGUGCAAGGAGCUGCAGUACGUCAAGCAGGAGUGCAAUCGCACCCACAACCGUGUGUGUGAAUGCAAGGAAGGGCACUACCUUGAGGUGGAGUUUUGCUUGAAGCACAGGAGCUGUCCGCCUGGAUUUGGAGUGGUACAAGCCGGAACCCCGGAGCGAAAUACAGUUUGCAAAAGAUGUCCAGAUGGGUUCUUCUCAAAUGAGACGUCAUCUAAAGCACCCUGUAGAAAACACACAAAUUGCAGUGCAUUUGGUCUCCUGCUAACUCAGAAAGGAAAUGCCACACAUGACAAUAUAUGUUCUGGAAACAAUGAAUCAACUCAAAAAUGUGGAAUAGAUGUCACCCUGUGUGAGGAGGCAUUCUUCAGGUUUGCUGUUCCUACAAAGUUUACGCCCAAUUGGCUAAGUGUCCUGGUGGACAAUUUGCCUGGCACCAAAGUAAAUAAAGAGAGUGUAGAGAGGAUAAAACGACGACACAGCUCACAGGAACAGACUUUCCAGCUGCUGAAGUUAUGGAAGCAUCAAAACAAAGACCAAGACAUAGUCAAAAAGAUCGUCCAAGAUAUUGACCUCUGUGAAAACAGUGUGCAGCGGCACAUCGGGCACGCAAACCUCACCUUCGAGCAGCUUCGCAGCUUGAUGGAAAGCUUACCAGGGAAGAAAGUGGGAACCGAAGACAUUGAAAAGACCACGAAGGCAUGCAAAUCCAGUGAGCAGAUCUUGAAGCUGCUCAGCCUGUGGAGAAUAAAAAACGGUGACCAAGACACCUUGAAGGGCCUAAUGCACGCACUAAAGCACUCGAAGACGUACCACUUUCCCAAAACUGUCACUCAGAGUCUGAAAAAGACCAUCCGGUUCCUUCACAGCUUCACAAUGUACAAAUUGUAUCAGAAGCUAUUUUUAGAAAUGAUAGGGAACCAGGUCCAAUCAGUCAAAAUAAGCUGUUUAUAACUGGAAAGAGUCAUUGGGCUGUUUCCUCCCAAUGGGCCAGAUCCCAUGGAUGAGUGAACUGUUUCUCAGGCACUUGAGGGGGUACAAUGAUUUCUUUCUCGACACCAGUGACUAAUUUUGCCACAAGGCACUGAAAGAAACUAUGAUGUGGAGAAAGAACCAACAUCUCCCCAAAAGUUCAAUAAACCCCUAAUAGUUAAUUUAAGUGUCAGAUCUGGUCCAGUAUCUACUGACUAUAUUUUCCCUUAUUACUGCUUGCAGUAAGUCAACUGGAAAUGAAAAAAUAAAAACCUAAACUCCAUUGUACCUUACUAAAUAUGGGAAUGUCUAAGUUAAAUAGCUUUGCGAUUUUAGCUGUGCUAGAGGCUUUUAUUAGAAAGCCAUAUUUUUUUCUGUAAAAGUUACUAAUAUAUCUGUAACACUAUUAUAGUAUUGCUAUUUAUAUUCAUUCAGAUAUAAGAUUUGUACAUAUUAUUAUCCUAAAGAGAAAUGGUGUAAGUCUUAAUUUUAGAAAGAAAAAAAAUAUAUUCUGUUUAUUAUUAUGACAAAUGAAAGAGAUAAAAUAUAUUUUUUAAUGGAAAGUUUGUAGCAUUUUCUAAUAGGUAUUGCCAUUUUUCCUGUGUGGAGUGUUUUUAUAAUAUAAUUUUAUCUGUAUAAGCUGUAAUAUCAUUUUAUACAAAAAUGCAUUAUUUAGUUAAUUGUUUAAUGUUGGACAGUGUAUGAAAUAUAAAUUAUCUGGGUGUUAGAUGCUCUGAGAAAUUGAAUGUACCUUAUUUAAUAGAUUUUAUGGCUUUACUAUAUAAACAAUAUCAUUAAAGUUUUCAAAUUAUUUUUUA
Molecule: messenger RNA, 2404 nt
Organism: Lemur catta (Ring-tailed lemur)
Lineage: Eukaryota; Metazoa; Chordata; Mammalia; Primates; Lemuridae
Gene: TNFRSF11B
Product: TNF receptor superfamily member 11b
Exons: 5
Coding region: 363-1568 (401 amino acids)
Biological process (GO): signal transduction
Molecular function (GO): protein binding
Source: RefSeq, a predicted model, not a curated record